Nomascus leucogenys (northern white-cheeked gibbon) is the source of this 2238-nucleotide messenger RNA. It is a transcript of the gene PCED1B, whose product is annotated as PC-esterase domain containing 1B. The record is from RefSeq and is a predicted model, not a curated record. NCBI's taxonomy places the organism in Eukaryota, Metazoa, Chordata, Mammalia, Primates, Hylobatidae.
CCUUGCACAGAAACACAAGAUUACUGCUAUUAAAUAUUAUUUAGAAAAGUAGAGUUCUUCUUACCAUUUCCCUGUUUCUUUCUUCUCACUUCCUCCUUUCCCCUUCUGACCACUUUUUCAGCCGUGAACACACCACACCAGCAAGAACAAUAAGAGCCAAGGGUCUGAAUUGUUUAAUCAAAGGAAGAGUCAAAAUAAGCUACACCCAGAUUACUGAGAAAGGUGAAAUGAAAAUAAGCUCAAAACCAAAUUCCAAGAAGAUGCUGUCUUUGUAUUGACUUACCAUUUCAUGUUUUCACACAUGUCAAAGUCUUGAAGCUUCGGUCAUUAGUCUUCCGCUUCCUAAAGCAAGAAACUAAAUGCUGACUUGUGUCGUUUGCCCCAGAUACCACCGGAAAUGUCAUCUUCUCCCCAGACUCUGGCUUGCAAGCAUAGCAGCACCCAGAGGCUAACCUAUUUCCCCUAUAGCCCAAGCUCUGAGAUCUCCCGUCUGGCCACAAUGAUCUACAGGAGAGGAAGAAAGCUAUCUAGGGACGAAAUCUAGAAUCAACUGAGAGAGAUGCUUAAAAAUCACCAGUUACUUUAAUGACCAUCCGCAGAGCCACCCUGUGCAAAGGAAGGAGUUAGGCUGUGCGCCCUGGGCGUCAUGAUCCUUCUGCGGGCCUCCGAAGUGCGGCAGCUGCUUCACAAUAAGUUCGUGGUCAUCCUGGGGGACUCUGUGCAUAGGGCGGUAUACAAGGACCUGGUGCUUCUGCUGCAGAAGGACCGCCUGCUCACUCCCAGGCAGCUUAGAGCCAGGGGGGAGGUGAACUUCGAACAAGAUGAGCUGGUGGACGGAGGCCAGCGGGGCCGCAUGCACAACGGCAUUAACUACCGUGAGGUCCGCGAGUUCCGCUCCGACCACCAUCUGGUGCGUUUUUACUUCCUCACCCGCGUGUACUCCGAUUACCUCCAGACCAUCUUGAAAGAGCUGCAGUCGGGCGAGCACGCCCCCGAUCUGGUCAUCAUGAAUUCCUGCCUCUGGGACAUCUCCAGGUAUGGUCCGGACUCCUGGAGAAGCUACCUGGAGAACCUGGAGAACCUGUUCCAGUGCCUGGGCCAGGUGCUGCCCGAGUCUUGCCUGCUGGUGUGGAACACGGCCAUGCCUGUGGGCGAGGAAGUCACCGGGGGUUUUCUUCCGCCCGAGCUCCGGCGGCAGAAGGCCACCUUCCUGAAAAACGAAGUGGUCAGAGCCAACUUCCACAGCGCCACCGAGGCACGUAAACAUAACUUCGAUGUACUGGACUUGCAUUUCCACUUCCGCCACGCGAGGCAGAACCUGCACUGGGACGGGGUGCACUGGAAUGGACGCGUGCACCGCUGCCUCUCCCAGCUGCUGCUGGCCCACGUGGCCGACGCCUGGGGUGUGGAGCUGCCCCACCGCCACCCCGUGAGCGAGUGGAUCAAGAAGAAAAAACCUGGCCCGAGAGUUGAAGGGCCGCCCCAGGCCAACAGAAAUCACCCGGCCUUACCUCUGUCCCCACCCUUACCUUCCCCCACAUACCGCCCCCUGCUUGCCUUCCCACCCCACCGCUUGCCGCUGCUCCCGCUCCUGCCCCCACAGCCUCCUCCUCCCAUUCUCCAUCACCAGGGAAUGCCCCGGUUCCCACAGGGUCCCCCAGAUGCCUGUUUUUCCUCAGACCAUACCUUCCAGUCGGAUCAAUUCUACUGCCAUUCAGAUGUCCCCUCAUCAGCCCAUCCAGGUUUCUUCGAAGACAACUUUAUGGUUGGUCCUCAGCUGCCUAUGCCCUUCUUCCCCACACUCCGUUAUCAGCGGCCUGCCCCAGUGGUCCAUAGGGGUUUUGGCAGGUAUCGUCCCCGUGGCCCCUAUGUGCCCUGGGGACAGCGGCCUCGACCUUCAAGGAGAAGGGCCCCAGCCAAUCCAGAGCCGAGGCCUCAGUAGACGGCCCUAGGCCUUAUUUCCUCUUUAUGAACAUGGAUUGGACAGAUAGGACACUUCCUUUCCACUGCUCGGUCUGAACAGACUGACCUUGUUAACAAGCCUGGAGUCCAUGCCUGGUCUUUUUGUUCAUUGCUGUUACCAAGAAAGCCAAGGAAGAGCAGUCUGACUCCUUCUUCUUGGCUGCAGCCUCUUCCCCACUUCCUGGGGGUGACUCAGCGUUAAUCCUGCCUCCCUACUCCUAUUCUCUUUGCCUUUGUGUAAAAAUAAAACGGAAAUAAAGAAGUUGCACAGAAGUA